Messenger RNA from Microplitis demolitor, 1883 nucleotides. Its product is annotated as sodium-dependent nutrient amino acid transporter 1. The transcript is spliced from 9 exons. The record is from RefSeq and is a predicted model, not a curated record. Gene Ontology annotation, cellular component: membrane. NCBI's taxonomy places the organism in Eukaryota, Metazoa, Arthropoda, Insecta, Hymenoptera, Braconidae. Gene Ontology annotation, biological process: sodium ion transmembrane transport. Gene Ontology annotation, molecular function: L-amino acid transmembrane transporter activity. Bases 1 to 1842 code for a protein of 613 amino acids.
AUGAAAAAUUUUGAAUCGAAGCGAAAUACAACAGAAGUGUUUGUACUUUCUGAUCGUUCGAAAUCCAGUUCAAACAGUGAGGAUCCGAGGAAUGAUAAAUCACAAGUAUUGGAAACAGAGAGAGCAAGUUGGGGGAAUCCUAUUGAGUUCCUUAUGUCAUGUAUAGCGUAUUCUGUUGGCCUAGGUAAUGUCUGGAGAUUUCCUUACACUGCAUACAGCAAUGGAGGUGGUGCAUUCGUUAUUACAUAUUUGAUAGUUCUUUUCAUUGUUGGAAAACCGGUGUAUUAUAUGGAAUCAAUACUCGGUCAAUUUACCAGUCAAUCUUGUGUCAAAAUGUGGGCUCUCUCUCCAGCUUUGAAAGGUAUCGGAUAUGGAAUGACAAUAGCAGUAUUUUCAAUACAAACUUACUACUGUGGUUUAAUGUCUCUGAUUUUAUAUUACUUAAUAAUGUCUUUUCAAUCUACAUUACCUUGGACUACAUGUCGCCCGGAAUGGGGUGAAGAGUGUUUCAAUUCAUCAAGCCCCUCAUCUUCAGGUGUUAAUUCUUCAAAAAGUAGCUCUGAACUUUAUUUUUUCAAAGUCGUCGUCAAUGAAAGCGGAAUAGAAAAUGGUCUUGGUAUUCCUUCAUGGCAGUUGGUAUCAUGUCUUCUCUUCAAUUGGGUCGUUAUCUUUUUAGUUCUUUUCAAAGGGGUGAAAACUGCUGGAAAAGCUUCAUAUUUCUUAGCUAUUUUCCCUUAUAUUAUGAUGCUGGCGCUAUUCGGAAGGUCUGUGACCUUAGAAGGUGCCAUUGAUGGAAUUAUUUAUUUUCUACGCCCAGACUGGAACAAAAUGACAGAUCCACAAGUUUGGUAUGCUGCCGUUACACAAUCAUUUUUUUCACUUGGUGUUUGUUUUGGAGGAGUUGUAAUGUAUGCUUCGUACAACAAAUUUGAUCACAAUGUAACGAGGGAUUGUAUGAUCGUUUCAACUCUUGAUCUUUUCACAAGCCUCAUCGCAGGUAGUACUAUUUUUGGAAUUUUAGGUAAUCUGGCUUUUAAAUUAGGAACCGAUGAUUUCAAUUCGGUUGUUAGAUCAGGAAGUGGAUUAGCCUUCAUCUCUUAUCCUGAAGCUUUAGCACAAUUUUCAGUUGUGCCAUCUGUGUUUUCCGUAUGUUUUUUCUUGAUGUUAUUUACUCUAGCUAUUGGUUCAUCUGUUGCUUUCUGUAGUACUGUCAUUAGCGUAAUUAAAGAUCAAUUUCCAAGGUUUUCCGAAUGGAAAAUUGUACUAGGAGUUUGUACAUUAGGAUUCGCAAUUGGGAUUAUUUACUGUACACCGGGUGGACAAUAUAUGAUUAAUUUAGUAGAUUAUUACGCUGGUACAUUUAUACUUAUUGUUUUAGCGACUUGUGAAGUUAUUGGUAUUUCAUGGAUAUAUGGAGUCGAUAAUUUUUUGGAUGACGUGGAGUUUAUGACAAAUAAAAGACCCUUUGUAUUUUGGCGCAUAUGUUGGGUUUUCUUAACACCAAUCUUACUCUGUACAAUAUUUAUUUAUUUCAUGAUUUCAUUAGAUCCAUUAUCAUACAACAAUGAAUAUUAUCCAACAUCUGCAUAUGUUGCUGGCUGGGCUCUGGUGGCUUGUGGACUCGGGCCAACUUUAGUAUUUUUGAUUUCUUCAAUCAUUCACAGUAAAAAGAAAACAUUCUCUGAUAUUUUCAAACCGUCAGAUAACUGGGGUCCACGGAAUGCUGAAACUCGUGAAAGAUGGAAAAACUUUAAACUUUUGAAGCAGCAAAAAAGGGCUCUUGACUCGAAAAAAAAUAAAAUAUCAAGGAUUUUUACAGCAUUAUUUGAAAAAUUUAAUUAAGCUAUAAUUGUACGAAUCGUUAUUAAAUAGAUAAAAAUUGA